GAUGCCAAAGACCUUCGCAUACUUGUAGUUUAGAUCGAACCAUGCAGAGUUCAGGCUUACUCUGGAUUGUAUCUCUCACCUGCUUCCUAAUUGCCUUAGGAUCCCUUGCAGAGGCAUGUCCAAAGCAAGAACCCUGUCCGAGAAGAUGUCCAUUUAGGUACAAGAAGGACGCAAAUGGAUGCAGAACUUGUCAAUGCUGUCCUGUCUUGCGCUGUCCAUUUUGCUGGAGGGGAUAUAUUAUAGGCAAGGAGGAGAACCAGUGUAUGUCAUGUCAUUGUAAAUGGGGACUUUGAAGAAUUGUCCGCCAUCCCAUACACCAAAUUAUCAACGUCGUCUCACUUUCCGUGAAAAUUCCGUUCAUACACUUUUCAAUUUGCAUUGCAGGGCUUUUUAAUGCCACUGAUAUAAAUUUUGAAAGGAAACCACAUGUAUGUUUGAUUUAUAUUUAUUUGAAUCAAGCUUAAAGAGGCUGGGGGUUGUGGCCAUUUUUAGACUAUAUUGAUCUCCUUUAGAAGAAGAGCUCCAUAUGAAGAUAUAGAAAAUGAUCAAAUUUUAAAACUAAAAUUUUUGAAAUUUUUCUUU
Saccostrea echinata is the source of this 582-nucleotide messenger RNA. Its product is annotated as therostasin-like. Gene Ontology annotation, molecular function: serine-type endopeptidase inhibitor activity. NCBI's taxonomy places the organism in Eukaryota, Metazoa, Mollusca, Bivalvia, Ostreida, Ostreidae. The coding region runs from base 42 to 293 and encodes 83 amino acids. The transcript has 3 exons. The record is from RefSeq and is a predicted model, not a curated record.